Messenger RNA from Pieris macdunnoughi, 531 nucleotides. The record is from the annotation of a GenBank genome assembly. NCBI's taxonomy places the organism in Eukaryota, Metazoa, Arthropoda, Insecta, Lepidoptera, Pieridae.
AUGAGUAUAAAUGAACCGACACCUGAAGCCUUGCAGAGAAAAUUAUAUUUUCUUCUUGAACAACUACAAGACAUGGCCAGAGAACUACCCCCCAAGUACCAAAUGAGAGUACCUAUAGAAUUGUUAUCAGGACUAGCAAAUUGUCUCUUAAAUGAUACCGUUUUUGAAAUAGUGAAAGGUCUUAUGGAAAUUCAGCAUGUUACUGAAAAACAUUUAUUUCAACAAAGAUUGCAAAUUAUCAACAAACAUACUUCAGAAAUUGAAAGUUUGGUGAACUCAUUACUAACUCCUGAAGAAAAAGAAGACCAAAAACAUAUUCUGUUAAAAAGACAUAAAGAAGAACUUAAACUGACAGACAUGAAAUUAGUUAUACAAUUAGAUCAAAAGGUUAGUGAUCAACAAGAUACAUUGGAAAAAGCUGGAGUGCCAGGAUUUUUUGUCACUACCAAACCAAUAGAAAUCAAAGUUCAAAUGUACUUACUUGAUUUUAUUUUAAGAUUAAGUAAGAUGUAUAUACCUCAAGACUUAUAA